UCGUUUAAACACAUUGACGAGGCAAACACAGAAAGUCAAUUAAACAAUUAGGCGAAGCGCGCAGGAAAAGUUGAACAUAAAAUCCAAUUAGUCUAACACAUAAUGUCGCAGAUCUAUCAGUUAGCGGAGGUGGCACUGCGCAAUGGCAAACAGGGACAGCCCAGCUGGUUGAUAAUCAAAGGCAGCGUCUACGAUGUGAGCGGCUUUCUGGCGGAGCAUCCAGGUGGCGCAGACUUGUUGCUGGAAUAUGCAGGCAAGGAUGCCAGCAAGGCGUUUCAAGGCGCUGGACACUCGGCGGCUGCAGUGCGUGAUCUCAAGCAAUACAAAAUAGGUGAAGUGGCCAUAACGACGCAACCAGAAAGCGUCAGCAAGCAAACACUUGCUACAGAGUCGCCUAAGCAGACGUUGGACAAGUCUCAGAAAAGUUUUCUCUGCUGCUGUUGAUGAGCUCUGGUUGCC
Molecule: messenger RNA, 459 nt
Organism: Drosophila busckii
Lineage: Eukaryota; Metazoa; Arthropoda; Insecta; Diptera; Drosophilidae
Product: cytochrome b5
Exons: 1
Coding region: 103-444 (113 amino acids)
Cellular component (GO): membrane; intracellular membrane-bounded organelle
Molecular function (GO): heme binding
Source: RefSeq, a predicted model, not a curated record